AUGGAAGUGCCAGAAGCUGCUCCUAUUCUUCCUCUCCUGAAGGGGAAAGUCGCAAUUGUUACGGGUGGCUCUCAGGGCAUGGGCAAGGAGACUGCAUCUGUGUUCCUGAAAGCCGGUGCUAAGGUGGUGAUUGCCGAUAUUAAAGUCGAACAAGGCGAAGAAGUAGCGAAGGAGCUCUCUUCUCUUGGAGAAAUUCGCUUCGUAAAGACGGACAUUUCCAAGUCAGACGAGGUUCAGAAUCUGAUUGCGCAGACUGUCAGUGCGUUCGGACAGCUAGACGUUGCAAUCAAUAACGCAGCCCACUCUCCCGAUAAUGCCGCUCUUAUUGAACUAGACGAAGCAGUUUGGCGAAGAUUGAUGGAUGUUACUUUGACUGGAACGGCGCUGUGUGUGAAAUAUCAAAUGCAGCAAAUGCGCAAACAAGGCUCAAAGGGAUCCAUUGUGAACAUUACUUCAAUCAAUGCAUUCUCGCCUGAGCCUAAUAUGCCCGCAUACACCUCGGCAAAGCAUGCACUGAUUGGAUUGACCAAACAUGCUUCUAACGAGGGUGGACCUUUCGGUAUUCGAGUGAAUGCCAUUGCCCCUGGUCCAAUCUAUAGUGACAUGUCCGCAGCUGCAUUGAAAAUCAUCGGCAUUAGUCCUGAGGAUUUUGCAGCCAAAAAGACCAGCAUGAACCGGUUUGGACAAGCCCACGAGGUUGCUCAAGGAUCCCUUUGGCUUGGCUCGGAUUGUUCUUCGUAUGUGAACGGGAUUUGCCUGCCCAUUGAUGGUGGUUCAUUGGCAAAGUGGUGA
Penicillium verhagenii is the source of this 792-nucleotide messenger RNA. Its product is annotated as SDR family NAD(P)-dependent oxidoreductase. The transcript is spliced from 2 exons. The record is from RefSeq and is a predicted model, not a curated record. NCBI's taxonomy places the organism in Eukaryota, Fungi, Ascomycota, Eurotiomycetes, Eurotiales, Aspergillaceae. Bases 1 to 792 code for a protein of 263 amino acids. Gene Ontology annotation, molecular function: oxidoreductase activity.